Molecule: messenger RNA, 4614 nt
Organism: Pleuronectes platessa (European plaice)
Lineage: Eukaryota; Metazoa; Chordata; Actinopteri; Pleuronectiformes; Pleuronectidae
Product: probable serine/threonine-protein kinase kinX
Exons: 20
Coding region: 732-4550 (1272 amino acids)
Cellular component (GO): membrane; sarcoplasmic reticulum
Molecular function (GO): signaling receptor binding
Source: RefSeq, a predicted model, not a curated record
CCGACUGGCUGCUCGGAGCUGAGCCGUCACGGAGACAGAGCAACAACACAAGCGUCUUCCACAGUGUGGAGACGGGUCGGCCAUAAAAGGAGGACUCGUGCACGGAUGGUCGGUCAUACCCUUUACAGUUGGGUUUGGAAAGUGGUGUUCGACAGAGGCGUUGGAUUGGAGGGGGACGGAGAGUUUGUCCAAACUGGGUUCACUGGAUUCAGGGACUCUGACGUCGCAGCUCAGGGUUUUUGCUUCAGGAGUUUUGGAAACUGAACAAAGUUCUUUCAGAUGCAAACUCAAACGGGGGGAGUCGGGUGUUUUCUUCAGUUUAACAAGUCGUCUUGUUCAUUUCUGAUGAAAGUCAUGACAUCAUCGAAAGAAUCUCAGUAUAUCUGCUCUAUUCUCACCUCCAGUAUUAAUACUAAUACUAUUAAUCUGAUGUUAGAUGAACCUAACAAACUGGUAUCUGGGUAUGACUCAUAGAUUUUAAGUAAAGAUGGUCUCAGUCUCAGCUGUCAAUCAUGAUGUUUCACUAUGUUUUAAUAUCAUCAAAUAGUUCAAACCGAAAUUACAAGAAAAAAAACACUUGAACAAUCCUCAGUGUGAGAUAGUUUAUUCAACCCGUAAUUUUUACAUUGAUCCAUGUCCCAUCCACCGACAUGGAGGAGGCAGAGCGUAUGGCCUAGCUGCAGCCACCAGGGGGCGAUCAAGGUGAUAUCUGUAUCUGACCACGGUCUCUCAUGCUUCCCUCCUCAGCGCGGUCCUCCACCACCACCAUGGUCAUCGACAGUAAGAGCGGCGACGCCGGCUCGCAGUCUCGACGGACGCCAAAGAAAACGUUCACAGAGGACGUGUCCUCCACCUUCAGCUCCCCGCUGGCCUGGAUCCUAGUCCUGGCCCUCGUCAUCACCUGGUCCUGUGUCUUCAUCAUCAUGUUCGAUCUGAUGGACUACAAGACUCUCUCAGGAGGCCUCACCAAGAUCAGCUCCGACCCCAUGAAGGUGGUGAACGAUGUGGUGGAGGAAUCGACAAACGUGAUCAGCUUGAUGUUCAAAUUUGCCGCCAACCUGAUCGCCCCGGAGGAAGAUGAAGGGAAUCUGUACGCCGUGAGAAAAAAAGGAGAAUUUUUGCCAUCUCGGAGUAAAGUUGUAGGGAUGCAAGCAAAGACGAAACCACCAGUGGUGGACGCUGUGGAGGAAGAGGAGGAGGGAGAUGAAGAGGAGGCUGCUAAGGAGGAGGAGGAUGAAGGAGAUGCAGAAGAGGGGGAAGAACUAGAGGAGUAUGAAGAGGAGUAUGAAGAGUAUGAUGAGUAUGAUGAGGAAUAUGAGGAAUAUGAGGACGAGGAAGAGUAUGAUGAGGAGGAGGAAGAAUAUGAGGAGGAGGAAUAUGAGGAGGAGGAAGAGUAUGAGGAGGAGGAGGAAGCUGAAGGAGAAGAGGAGGCAGGGGUAAUUGAAGACGAUGACGAAGAGGGAGCAGAAGUUGUGGGGGAGGUGGAGGAAGAGGAGGAGGAGGAAGAAGAAGAUGAAGAGGAGGGAGCAGAAGUCGUGGAGGAGAUGGAGGAAGAGGAAGAGGAGGAAGAAGAAGAUGAAGAGGAGGGAACAGCAGCGGUGGAGGAGAUGGAGGAAGAGGAGGAGGAGGAAGAAGAAGAUGAAGAGGAGGGAACAGCAUUGGUGGAGGAGGAAGAGGAUGAAGAAGACGAAGAGCAGGGAGCAGAAGCGGUGGUGGGAGAUGAGAUAGAGGAAGAGGAGGGACAAGAAGUGGAGGACAAGGUGGGGGAGGAGGAAGAGGAGAAGGAGGAGGAAGAAGGACCUGCAGAGGAAGAACAAGAGGAGGAGAAGAAAGAUGAAGCAGCUGUGGAUGAAGAGGAGGAUGUGGCAGAGGAAGAGGAGAAGGGGGUAGCUGCUGAGGUGGAGCAAGAUGAUGAAGAUGAUGAUGAGGAUGAGAAGGAACCUGAAGCAGCUGUGGCAGACAUCGAUGAAGGUGAAGUCAAAGAAGAGGCUGCAGAAGAAGAGGAAGACAAUGAAGAUGAUGAGGUAGAGGAAGAGAAGAUAGAUGCUUCUGAUGAAGAUGAUGAAGAAGAGUCUGCAGCUGCUGAUGAUGAAGAUGACGAUGAUGAAGUUUCUCCUGAACCUAGUCCCACCUCGGAGGAUGAAGAGUCGGCCGUGUCUCCCGACUCAGACGCACCUGUUGAUGUCAAAGACACCGAUGAAGAUGUGACUCUGCCUGAAGUCGAUGAUGAAGACCAUGAACUUAAAGAUGAAGGCGACAAAGAUGAUGGAGAAGACGAAGAUGAUGAAGACGACGAAGAUGAUGCCUUCAUCGACAGCUCAGACCUCAGUGAAUCUGCACUUCUCUCGAGUGAUGAGGAGGCAGAGGAGGAUGGUGACGAUGAUGAUGAUGAAGAUGACAAACUAGCUGAGGGUGUUGCAACAUCUGACAGCGAGGAAGACUACCUGAAGCUUGAUCUUCCUCCUGUCGCCGCAGUUAGUGAGGAUGAUGAAGAUGAUGAAAUUGAGGAUCAUAAACUCCCGGAACUCGAGAAUCUUCUUCUUCUGGCCGCUCUUGAAGAUGACGAUGAAGACCUGAAGGAAACUGAUGAGGAUGAUGAUGAAGAUCUGGAAGACGUCUCGGUUGCCUCCUCUGAGCACUUUGCAGAUGAUGAAGAUGACGAUGAAGACAGUGACAUCAGAGACGAUGACCUUGACAUUGACUUUGACAAAGACGUCCACGUUGAGCUCGACGCUGAAGAGGAUGAAGAUGAUCAUCACAAAACCGAUGAUGAUGAAGAGGAUGAUGAUAAAGACGAGGAGGAAGUUGAAGUCGCUCCCUUGGAGAGCACAGACAGUGGAGUCCUAGGUGAUGAUGAUGAUGAUGAUGCUCUGGAAACAGAUGAAGAGUCUGUCGGAGAGACUGUCUUCAGCGAUGACAUCACCUAUGGCACAAGUGAUGAAGAGGACGUGGACGAUAAAGACGACGAUGAAGAUAUUGAUUCCAGCUCGUUUGAGUUCAGGCUCGAUCAAGAAUCAAUUAUAGAAACAUUCAUUUACACAGAAAAAGAUGAAGACGAGGUCAUAUCAGAGUUUUUAGCUGGUGAGGAAGAAGACAACGAUGAUGGUGAUGAUGAGGAGAAGGACGAUGAUGAAGAUGACGACAUCCUGCUCACAGCCCCCACUGCAGCGGCGUCCUUUGUCCAGGAGGAGGCAGUAAAGACUGAGGUGGAUGAGGAAGAGGAGCAGCUCCGUCAGGCUGGUGAUGAAGAUGAGGCUGAGGAGGAGGACACAGAGGAAACUGCCUCGGUCACCAGUCAGCCGGCUGCUCCCGUCGAGGAAGACGAGGGAGGAGACGAAGAGCCGCCGGCCGAAACACAGAGAUCUGUGGAUGAGGCUGAAGAUGAGAAAGAGGAGUACGAUGAAGAUGACGAUGAGGAGCGGGCGGCGGUGGAGGUGAUCAGACCUUUGCCUGAACCGGAGGAGGAGGCGACGAAGAGUGAAGCCCCAGAUUGUCCAUGUUUACAUUCUGCUAAAACCAAAGAGUCCAGCACCAAGAUGGCAGAUAAAAAAGAGGCUCCGAGGAGGGUUUCAGCCACGAGGAGGAAAAAGGUUUCAGACCGUGAAGCUGUGAAAACAGACGGCAAACCAAAAAGAAAAGCUCUUCCCAGAAUAGUGAGUCUGCCGCCGAGGAUCAGGAAGAUCAGGAGGAUCCCGGCUCUUCUCAGAGGUACGAGGGCAGAGGGUCAAAUAUACAAAGCCAAGAAAGUAGAGAAGACCAAAACUUCCAAACCAGCGACAGAGACAGUGACCAAAAGACAAGAGGACGUCCCCGAAUCUGGACAAGAAGUCGGCCCCUGCAGACCUGCACCCGUCUACUGCCCGUCCCCCCCCGGCUGGUACGUUCACCACAUCGUCACAGACAACCCGUAUCCCCCCCCCACCAUGCCAGCUCCGUCUGCUCCGGUGCUCACCGUCCAUCCCGGAGCGCCGCCCAUGCAGCCGCUCUACCAUCAACCACCCCCCCCACUGAUGCAGUAUCAACCGUAUCCACCGCCGCUGCAGCCGGUGAUGCAGCCGGUGAUGCAGCCGGUGAUGCAGCCGCCGCCCGAAGCAGCGCAGCCGGCUGAAGCUGCGGCGCCAGAGGCCCCAGAGCAGGAGGCCCCGGUUCAGCCGGAGGUCAAGGCUCCAGCUGCCGAAGCUCCGCCGGCGGCACCUCGGCUCCACGAGCCUGCAGCUGUUCGUCCGAAGAGGAAAUCAUCCUCUGAAAAGACGGCGUCUCCUGUCAAGAGCAAAGCCAAGACAGCUCCUGUGAAGAAAGAUCCGGAGCCGCGUCCACAUCCGAUCAGACUGAGAACGAGACUCGACGCCGUCAAGAGGGCGAACGUGACGUCUCCGACCAAAGAGGAGAAACCGUCCAGACCUUCGUCCUCUGAACCAGCCAAGAUGAAGUCAGAAACCUCGGCAGAGAGGAAAGGCAAAGCUGAAAAGGCUGAGAAGAAAUCUGUCAAAGAGGCUCAAGGUAUCAGAUCACGUCUGGAUUCACAUCUAGAAGAAGAAGAAUCUAACUGACACUGAUCAAUGUCUCUUUUUGUGACUCCUUUCAAAAUUUAGACAAAGGGAAACAACCGUCAGA